Molecule: messenger RNA, 837 nt
Organism: Symbiodinium sp. CCMP2592
Lineage: Eukaryota; Dinophyceae; Suessiales; Symbiodiniaceae
Source: the annotation of a GenBank genome assembly
AUGCUUAGACUUCGCCUUCGCAAUCCUCACAAUCUCUGUUAUGCAAAUGCUACCAUUAACAUGUUCCUUUGGCAUGGCAUGGUACAUGAGCGACAACUUGAACAGGCUGAUACAUAUGGGCAACUUCGACAUCCACUGGAGCGCCUACGUCAGGUUGGCAAUGCUUGUUUGCAAGAUAUACCAUUCUGGCUCACACUCUUGCAACAGUUUCAGACCUUUUUACACACUCGCUUUGAUCGACAACAGGACGCUGUGGAGUUUUUGGGCUUUAUGCUUGAAUAUGCUCGACCAUCAGCCUAUGCAGGCCUUUGGCAAUCCAGAUACCAAUUUGGCCCGGCAGUUUGUGUUGCUGAUUCAGGUCAUCCCCUGCAGCCAAUCACUCUGGAGCUGAAUUCGCGAGGAUUGCAGGCAAGCAUCGUCGACUGGCAUGUGCAACCACCUUUUCCUUAUGCUUUUUGCCAGGCCCCUAGGAUGCUCUUCUUUCAACUUAAGCGAUGGGCUCAGAAAGAUCCCAGACGACCAGCUCGUAAAGAUCUCAUGCCAUUUCCAUUUGAGGUUGGAGCGCCUAUCGAUCUGCCAAUUUUUGAACGUGCCCAAGGCCUUCAUGUGCAAUGGCAACGAUACAGACUUGUCACAGUGCUGGUGCAUACUGGUAUGCACCCAUGGGCAGGUCACUACCGCUCCAUUCUGAGUGGCUUUCGGCAGCUUCCCAAUGGCGAUACCACAUGGAUGACAAUGCUUACGGAUGAUGGCAGAGAAGUUCGUUUAUGCAGCAGUGCAGAGAUGCAGCAUGCCAUAUCCAACUGCUAUCUGUUUGGCCUAUGCCGUGAUUCAUGA